AUGUACAAGCUCGUCACCGUCCUUGUCGACUACUUCGCCGCGAACAACUGGGAGCCAGACGAGCCGGGCGGUGCUCCUCCAGGCUCCCCGCCAACAUUCAAGUUUGAGGGGCCAUGGUUCACCACACAGGCAUCGCUUUCCACGGUCAUCGGUGUCACAUCGUUUCUGAUAUUCUGCUACUGCCGGACGCGAUGGCCGCUCCUAUUCGCACCGCGCACGAAGUUGAAAGGGUUCUCGCCACACGAGGCGCAUGCUCACCAAGCUUUCUUUGGGUGGAUACUUCCCACUCUCAAGAUAUCCGAGUUCACUGUGCUUCAGAUAGUUGGACUAGAUGCAGCAGUGCUUCUAAACUUCUUCAAGAUGUCAUUUUAUCUUUUUUCUGUCUGCUCUAUCUUUGCUGUCACUGUCCUCAUGCCAAUCAAUUUCAAGAGGAACAUUGGUAUCGGCGACGAAGACGACGAUGACGACGACGGGGACUGGAAUUCUCUCGCCGAUCCAGGGACCCAGCUGCCCCCGAGAGGCCGCGACUGGCUCGACCUGAUCUCCGACGCCAACUCCUACCUCUCCCUCCACCUCGCCUUCACCUACCUCUUCACUGCCCUCGCGCUCUAUUUCAUCUAUAAGAAUUAUCGGCGCUUCGUCCGCGCACGCCAGCUCUUCUCCCUCGAGCUCGUGCACUCCAUCGCCGCGCGCACCGUGCUCGUCACGGGACUCCCGCCGCACCUGCGCGGUGAGCGCGCGCUCGCGGAGCACUUUGAGAACAUGGACCUGGCUGUGGAGAGCGUGAGCGUGUGCCGCGAGGUCGGUAAUCUAAAGGAAAUGCUUGACAAGCGGACAAAGGCGCUCAUGAAGCUCGAGCACACGUGGGUACAGUACGUCGGGAACCCGAGUACGGUCGAGAACUACGAUCCCUCGGACCACGCUAUUCUGGUCGAUGCUGCGGACCCGGAGUCGCAGACGAAUAAUAAUAUUGUCGUGCCGCACCGGAAGCGGCCGACGCUAAGACCGGGGUGGUUCAAGCCCAAAGUCGACGCGCUGCAGUACCUCGAGGCGCAGUUCCAGGAGGCAGACGACAUGGUCCGCAGGCGUCGCCGGACAAAGUUCAAGGCGACUGAUGCGGCGUUUGUCACCUUUGAGCAAAUGUCCAGCGCUCAAGUUGCCGCGCAGAUAGUCCACAGCUCGGCCCCGUUCCAGCUUAAAACUAGACCGGCGCCCGAGCCACGCGACAUCAUUUGGUACAACAUGACCUUUUCCCAGACUUCCCUCCGCGUGCGCGAAUGCUUCGUCCUCGGCUCCAUCGCGCUCCUCUUCUUCUUCUGGGUCAUCCCAAUUACGGGUCUCGCCAGUCUGCUGAGUUACAAGGAGAUCAAGAAGACGAUGCCGUGGCUGGGACAGAUGAUCGACAGCAACGACAAGAUACGGGCGAUCGUGCAGAAUUCGCUCCCAUCGGUUGCGAUGAUCACGCUGAAUGCGCUGUUGCCGUUUAUCCUCGAGGCGCUCACCUAUAUGCAAGGCUACCGCGCUCGUAGCUGGAUCGAGUAUUCUCUAAUGAAAAAAUACUUUUUGUUCCUCCUCAUCAACGUCGUCUUCAUAUUCCUGCUGGCGAGCACGUACUGGCAACUCGUCCGAGAUUUGGCCAACUCGCCGGCCAAGAUCCCGGAAAAGCUAGCAGCGGCCCUCACAAGGGGGCGUGCAAGACACUUUUUCCUUUCAUAUGUCAUACUUCAAGGUUUGGGCAUCAUGCCUCUUCAGCUGCUCAAUCUUGGGGUUGUCAUACCCCGCAUGUUCAUCCGGAUGUUCUCUACGCGCACUCCUCGAGACUUUGCCGAACUGAACGCGCCGCCCAUGAUCAACUACGGCGUCGUAUAUCCCCAAGCGAUCCUCAUCUUCGUGAUCACCCUGCUGUACAGCGUCAUACAGCCCCUCAUCCUCGUCUUUGGGGCUAUCUACUUCGGCAUGGCCUACAUAGUCUACAAAUACAAACUACUCUUCGUGUUCUACAAGCCAUACGAGUCGCAGGGGCAAGCGUGGCCGAUCACGUUCACCCGCCUCAUCUGGGGCGUCAUCAUCUUCCUCAUCUUCAUGCUGGGAAACUUCAUCCUCAACCGCUCCUUCAUCCUCUCUUCCCUCGUCACUCCCCUGAUCGCCGGCACCGUCGCGUGGUCGUGGUACAUCGACAGCUCGUUCAAGCCGCUCAGCAAAUUCGUGAGCCUGAGCUCGGUGUUCGAGGUGCAGAGGGGGGAGGAGACGGAGGACGUGCAGCGGUUGAGGGCGGGCCACCCCGUCACUUGGUCGCAGAGUAAUUUGAACCGGAGGCGGUAUGCGCAGAACGACGAGACGCUGUACGUCGCGCCCGAAGACGAUAGAACCGACUACUCGCAGCCCCCCAUGGCCAACUGGUACAUCGGUGUCCUAAACACCGGAAAGCGCCGUUACGGCCACCCCGCGUUGACCGGCGUCCUGCCCUACCCGUGGCUUCCCCUCAAGAAAGGAGAGACCCUCGUGAACACGCGCACAGCGGGGCACGGCAACGGCCCCAAAUCCGACCAGGCCGUCGUCCUCACCCUCCGCAAGCGGUACAGCAUCGUCAAGCGCGGCGCCACGCGCUCGCUCGUCGCCGGCAGCCGCGUGUUCGGCGACCUCCUCACGCCCAACGGCGCCGACCCGAGCGCACAAACGCCCGGCGGCGGUGCAGCGGAGCAGAGGACGACCGAUAACCCGUGGCAGGAGACCCGGACUGCUGGCCCGUCGACCCACCGCGCGCAGACGGCGCCGCCCGCGGCGAUGCACCACCGGCUGAGCUACGACUUUGGGUCGGGCGUGAUCGUCCUGCCGGACGACGGCGACUGGCUCGGGAUCGCGGGCGGCGUGGACGGCGUGGACGAGGAGGUGGACGAGGACGACUCGGAGGACGACUACGGCGACACGACGGGGCUGGAGAACUCGCAGGCGUCGCUGGACGCCGCCGCGGCGGGGGCGGGGGCGGGGGCGGCGCCGGGCGCAGGCGCGAUGGAGCGCGCGGCGUCGUCGUCGUCGAAUGGGAACGGGAACGGGGCGGAGGAGCAUGCGAUGGGCGGGACGCCGGGCAAGGCGCGGCAUGGGACGUAUUUUCAUCAUCCGGAGCGGAGGCGGCAGACGAUCCCGGGCGCGUUCCCGCGCGUGGCGUCGUGACGGCGGGCUUGCGCUUCUAGCCUUCUACUUCACGGACCCAGAUCUAUCUCACGAAUCUAUUAUGUUACAUGCGACGGUGCUUGAGAACGUGUUAAUCUUGCUUGGAUACCCCACUUUACGUUUUUUUGUCACUCUUACUCUAGUUACUUGCUGUAGACCUUACGAUGUGCGAACCCGAAAGACAUGUGCAUAUU
Messenger RNA from Heterobasidion irregulare TC 32-1, 3365 nucleotides. RefSeq lists its product as uncharacterized. The coding region runs from base 1 to 3171 and encodes 1056 amino acids. The transcript has 16 exons. Lineage: Eukaryota; Fungi; Basidiomycota; Agaricomycetes; Russulales; Bondarzewiaceae. The record is from RefSeq and is a predicted model, not a curated record. Gene Ontology annotation, cellular component: plasma membrane. Gene Ontology annotation, molecular function: calcium-activated cation channel activity.